AUGUCGCACAAAUCAAAGACUUCAAUCGGUGACGCAGACUCGCGUCUUCGCGCUACUGCCGCAACCUUCAUGCCGCAGAACGCGAGGGUCGUCUUCACAAACACAUUUCGAGAAGAUGUGAUCUCGAGCCACACAUCUUCUGAGAACAACCAAGAGCAUCCCCAUUCGUCAAAUGAAAAUACUUUAGCAGACACGGUCAGCGACGACCACAAUCCGCUCGUCAUCCCGCCCAGCGAAGCCCACGAUGGCGAGACCAAAGGGCAGUGCGCAUUGUGCGCCACCCUUGGCCGCUCACUCGGAUGUUGCGAGCAGAAUCCGUCGUCCAACUGUCCCCACUGCAUGGAUAUCAGCCGGGUUUUUGCUCAGGAGAACGAGAAACACAAAAUGGAGAUCGACACCCUACGUCAGAAGGUAACACAACUCGAAGGAGAGACCCCAGAGGAAAAGUACGAGAGGCUCUGCGCUGAGAAGAACGCAAAAAUCGAACAUCUUAAGGAAGAGGUGCACAAAGUGAAGAAGGAAGACGAAGACUUGAAGUCUGAGAUGAAAGAACGAGAGAAGAAACUGAAGAAACUGGAGGCGGAGUUGAAAAAGUUGCUGCCAGCACCGGCGUUCACUAUCAAGGAGGCGAAGAAGGGGAAGAAGAAGUAG
Messenger RNA from Cucurbitaria berberidis CBS 394.84, 651 nucleotides. RefSeq lists its product as uncharacterized. Lineage: Eukaryota; Fungi; Ascomycota; Dothideomycetes; Pleosporales; Cucurbitariaceae. The transcript has a single exon. Bases 1 to 651 code for a protein of 216 amino acids. The record is from RefSeq and is a predicted model, not a curated record.